This is a messenger RNA of Asparagus officinalis (garden asparagus), 2026 nucleotides long. RefSeq names its product two-component response regulator ORR21-like. Gene Ontology annotation, molecular function: DNA binding. Gene Ontology annotation, biological process: cytokinin-activated signaling pathway; phosphorelay signal transduction system. Lineage: Eukaryota; Viridiplantae; Streptophyta; Magnoliopsida; Asparagales; Asparagaceae. The record is from RefSeq and is a predicted model, not a curated record.
GGCUGAGAGUCCUCGUGGUUGACGAUGACGUCACCUGCUUGAAGAUUCUCGAGCGCAUGCUUCAGAGAUGCCGGUAUCGAGUUACAACUUGCUGUCAGGCUACAGUAGCUUUAUCCCUUCUUAGGGAGAAACGAUGUGGUUUUGAUGUGGUAAUAAGUGAUGUUCACAUGCCUGACAUGGACGGCUUUAAGCUGCUUGAGCUUGUCGGCCUUGAAAUGGAUCUUCCAGUUAUCAUGAUGUCUGCUGAUGGGGGAACCAACACUGUAAUGAGAGGAAUAAAACAUGGGGCUUGUGAUUAUUUGAUUAAGCCUGUACGCAUUGAAGAGCUAAAGAAUAUAUGGCAGCAUGUCAUCAGAAAAAAGCAGAAUGAAACUAAGGAGUAUUCAGGCAGCAUGGAUGACACACAUCGUAAUAGGCGAGUUUCAGAUGAUGCUGAGUAUGCUUCCUCAGUGCAUGAUGGAGCAGAUGUAUCUUGGAGGUCUAACAAAAAGAAAAGGGAUACCAAAGAAGAUGAAAAUAGUGGUGAAUUGGACCAUGAGGAUUCUUCAUCGUCAAAGAAGCCUCGUGUCGUGUGGUCGGUGGAACUCCACCAGCAAUUUGUUAGUGCUGUCAGCCAACUUGGGAUUGAAAAGGCUGUGCCGAAGAGAAUUCUGGAACUGAUGAAUGUUCCUGGAUUAACUAGGGAAAACGUUGCAAGCCAUUUGCAGAAAUUCAGACUAUACUUAAAGAGAAUAAGUGGUGUAGCUCAACACCAGAAUGGAUUUCCUAAUUCUCUAUGUGGUCCUAUAGAGCCGAACACAAAAGUUGGCUCAAUGGGAAGACUCGAUUUCCAAGCUCUUGCAGCCUCAGGUCAAAUCCCCUCUCAAACCCUAGCUGCCCUGCAUGCUGAACUUCUAGGCCAUCCUUCAAACAGCUUAGUAUUGCCAUCAAUGAACUCGCCACUUUUACAAUCAAGGCAAGAGCCCAAGAUUAUUAACGUACAACCAUCGUGUAUGAUUGCUCCCUCUCGAUCACCAACUUGUUUAAAUGUUGGACAGACCUCUUUACCUCUGAAUCCAAGUUCCAUAACCGUUCCAUCUCAAUUGUCAAACAGCUGUCAGUCUGGGAAUAGUUUUGUCGCCAUCAAAUCAAGUUCCGGCUUCAACAGUAGUAACAUAGCUCUUGAUUACGGACUGCUAUCAAACAGUGAUCCAUUGUGUGUAGCGCAAACUUCAGAUGGAGACAUCACAAAUAUCAGGAUGUUAAAUGGGUCUCCAGGGUCAAUUUCAUCAGCUUCAUCUUGUUCAGCUCCUACAAAUGGCGACACUUUUUGGCGAAUUCCGAACUCAAAUGCUAAUGUUAGUCAUGCAACUGGAGUGCCUGUGAAUUUACCAAAUUUGUGUUCUCAGAGCUCUGAGCUGAAGACAGGGAGACCAUCUGAACAAGGGCAAUUAAGGAAUCUUGGCUUUGUUGGUAAAGGUAUGUGCAUACCCAGCCGAUUUGUGGUGGAUGAAAUUGAGUCUCCUGCCAGUUAUCAGUGUGUUAGGAAUACAUGUAUUGGUGAUGAUGGAGCUAGAGUGAAGCAAGAGCUUCAUUCGGAUUUCGCGGAUAGUUCUCAAAUUGGGACUCCGAGUCUUCCACAUUUUUCUUCAAGUAGCUUCACCGGUGUUCUUUCCAAGGACAGGUUGGAAGGGUGCAUUACAAAAUACUAGGGUUUCGUGGAGUAGAUACUUUUGGUCGAAGGACAUCCUUGUAAAAGUUGGUACUGUUCGUUUGUUGUUUCACUUUGUUGUAGAGUGAGAUUGGAGAGUGGAUUUAAAAAGUCCAUGCUCCUGAAAGAAGCAGAUAUGGUAAAAACUUAUUCAAGUUGGUAGAAUAAGUGCAUACCAUUACCUUGUCAAUUAUGCUUCAAUACGUAUGUAUAAUUUAUCGCGAGCAAGCUGGAAUCUUGUAAAAAAUAGACUAAAAUUGUGAUGUAUAUAUAUGUAAUCUGGUUGACGAAAUCCAUUAUACUGCUUAUAUUAGCCAAGUUCUUGUAUGUUUCUUA